CCGCGGUGUUCCGCACACCCAGCAGCGGUGGCAGCUCAGGAGGUAGGCGGCGAUGGCAGAGGUGUGGGAGCAGGGGCCAGCAUGGACCAGUCUGUGGCGAUCCAGGAGACCCUGGCUGAGGGGGAGUACUGCAUCAUCGCGGUGCAAGGAGCGCUGUGUGAGGGAGAGAGCAGGCAGAGCCGCCUCCUGGGACUCGUGCGUUACCGCCCGGAACAUGGUGGCCAGGAACAUGCUCUCUUCCUGUACACACACCGGAGGAUGGCCGUUACCGGGGAUGAUGUCUCCUUGGACCAGAUCGUGCCGAUCUCUCGGGAUUUCGCUCUGGAAGAAGUGUCCCUGGAUGGUGAAGUCUACUUUCUUGGCUCAGAUGUCACCGUCCAGCUGGACACAGCGGAGCUCAGCCUCGUAUUCCAGCUCCCCUUUGGUUCACACACCAGAACGUUUCUCCAGGAAGUCGCCAGGGCCUGUCCAGGUUUCAACACCAAGGCCCUAGAUCCUAAGUUUCUGUGGCUGUCUCGCUACAGGCGCAAGGAGCCGGAGCCCGAGACGCCCACGCCGCGCGGCUGGAACUCAGCCCAGGGCACCUGGCCCGGGCGCUCUGGAAUUGGCGGAGGUGGUUCUUUCUUUGAUGAGUCAAGACCAGAUGGGAAGGGUCUGCUUGUGGACCAAAGCUCCUGGGGUCAGGAUAAACCAGAAAACUUGAUCCCAAGACAGAAUAAGUCCAAAUCUGAUAUAACUGACAUGGUUCGCUCCUCCACUAUCACAGUAUCAGACAAGGCUCAUAUUUUAUCCAUGCAGAAGUUUGGACUGCGAGAUACAAUCGUGAAAUCACAUCUAAUGCAGAAAGAAGAGGAUUAUACCUAUAUCCAGAACUUCAGGUUUUUUGUGGGAACAUACAAUGUGAAUGGACAGUCCCCUAAGGAGUGCCUCCAGCCCUGGCUCAGCCAUGGUAUCCAGGCCCCAGAUGUAUACUGUGUGGGGUUCCAGGAGCUUGAUUUGAGUAAAGAAGCCUUUUUCUUCCAUGACACCCCAAAGGAGGAAGAGUGGUUUAAAGCUGUAUCAGAGGGUCUUCAUCCAGAUGCCAGAUACGCGAAGGUAAAGCUCAUCCGACUGGUUGGGAUUAUGCUGCUGUUAUAUGUCAAACAAGAGCAUGCAGCGUACAUCUCAGAAGUGGAAGCUGAGACGGUGGGGACAGGAAUCAUGGGGAGGAUGGGUAACAAAGGUGGUGUGGCAAUCCGGUUCCAGUUUCACAACACCAGCAUCUGCGUUGUCAAUUCCCACCUGGCAGCCCACACGGAGGAGUAUGAGAGGAGGAACCAAGACUACAAAGACAUUUGUUCUCGAAUGCAGUUUCGUCAGGUUGACCCAAGCCUCCCCCCUCUCACCAUCAGCAAACACGAUGUGAUCUUGUGGCUGGGGGACCUCAACUACAGAAUAGAAGAGCUGGAUGUGGAAAAAGUGAAAAAGCUCAUCGAAGAGAAGGCCUUUCAAACCCUGUAUGCGAAUGACCAGCUGAGAGCUCAGGUCGCUGCAAAGGCUGUCUUCGAAGGCUUCAACGAGGGUGAGCUCACGUUCCAGCCCACCUACAAGUAUGACACUGGCUCUGACGAUUGGGAUACCAGCGACAAGUGUCGUGCUCCCGCCUGGUGUGACCGGGUCCUCUGGAAAGGGAAGAACAUCACUCAGCUGAGCUACCAGAGCCACAUGGCCCUGAAGACCAGCGACCACAAGCCCGUCAGCUCAGUGUUUGACAUCGGGGUGAGGGUCGUAAAUGAAGAGCUUUAUCGGAAGACUCUGGAGGAGAUCGUUCGCUCCCUGGAUAAGAUGGAAAAUGACAGCAUUCCUUCUGUGUCCCUCUCCAAGCGAGAGUUCUGUUUUCAGAACGUGAAGUACAUGCAGCUGCAGAUAGAGUCCUUUACCAUUCGGAAUGGACAAGUACUGUGUCAGUUUGAAUUCAUCAACAAGCCUGACGAAGAGUCUUACUGUAAGCAGUGGCUGAGCGCCAACCCCAGCCGAGGGUUCCUCCUGCCAGAUUCUGCCAUUGAGAUUGAAUUGGAGCUCUUUGUAAAUAAGACCACAGCUACGAAGCUCAACUCGGGUGAAGACAAAAUCGAGGACAUUCUGGUUUUACACUUGGACAGGGGAAAGGAUUACUUUUUGUCUGUGUCUGGGAACUACCUGCCCAGCUGUUUUGGAUCGCCCAUUCACACGUUGUGCUACAUGAAGGAGCCAAUCUUGGACCUGCCGCUGGAAAGUAUUAGAGAGCUGACUCUGAUGCAACUUCAGACUGAAGAUGAUGGGAGCCAGUUGGAAAGACCCAUGGACAUCCCCAAAGAGCUCUUGAUGAUGGUUGAUUACCUGUACCGAAAUGCCAUCCAGCAGGAAGAUCUGUUUCAGCAGCCAGGCCUAAGGUUGGAAUUUGAGCAUAUCAGGGACUGUUUGGAUACCGGAAUGAUUGAUACCCUCUCUGCUAGCAAUCACUCCAUAGCCGAAGCCCUGCUGCUUUUCCUGGAGAGCCUGCCGGAGCCCGUCAUCUGUUACAGCGUCUACCACGACUGCUUGGAGUGUUCUGGCAACCUCACAGCAAGUAAACAGGUCAUUGCUACCCUUCCCGCAUGCCACAGAAAUGUCUUCAUCUACUUGAUGGCGUUUUUGCAAGAACUGCUGAAAAAUUCAGCAAAAAAUCAUUUGGAUGGUAAUAUUCUAGCUAGCAUAUUUGGUAGCUUACUGCUUCGAAACCCAGCUGGUCACCAAAAGCUUGAAGUGGCAGAGAAGAAGAAGGCUCAAGAAUUUAUUCACCAGUUCCUCUGCAACUCACCCUGAGCCUGUCCAUCUCCUCUCCUAUUCUGCCUGAGGCAGCCAAUUACCAGCCCCACCUAUUUCAGCUCCAAAGCUGCCCUAAGAGCACGUGAGCCCACUGGGAUGCCAGAGUGGCAGCUGCCUGUUUCCUGAGCCCAGACUGCCCUCCCCACCAUGACUGUCACACUCGGUGCUGCUGCGAGUUGUGAAGACAUGAGGGGAAAUCCACCACAAUAAAACUGACAUUCAACGUUCAAAUUUAGUUAUUUAACAGAUAGAUCUUUUUUUUUUUUUUAAUGUUUAAACGACUGUACUUCUUGUGCUCACUCAACCUGCCUCCAGGGCAUAUAGUGCCUUCCCUGCAGCUUGGGCUGGGCUCCCCGUGAUCAGAUAUUUGAACAAACUUUGGAGUCCUGAAGGAUGGAUGAGUUGGACGGCAAGAAUGCAAAUGGAAGCUGCUGGAUAAAGAGCCCACAGCCACCCCAGUUGCUUCCAGUUCUCUGAGGACAUGUGUGUACACAUAUUGCAAACCCUACCCCACUUCCCACUCAGAUAUGGCUCAACAACUCUAGAGCUGGCCACUCAGCCUCCGAGGGCAAUGUAGUGGCUUGAAAAUGAAAAUAUUGAAGAAAUUGGUGUUCUGGUGAAACAAGUGGAAUUUUCUGGGCCAACAAAUCCUCCAAACUGUAUAUAAUGCAUCCCCUCUCUUAUACGUGUAAUAUAUUUUAAUGAUAAAUGUAUUUUUA
Messenger RNA from Globicephala melas (long-finned pilot whale), 3545 nucleotides. It is a transcript of the gene INPP5B, whose product is annotated as inositol polyphosphate-5-phosphatase B. Gene Ontology annotation, biological process: phosphatidylinositol dephosphorylation; signal transduction. NCBI's taxonomy places the organism in Eukaryota, Metazoa, Chordata, Mammalia, Artiodactyla, Delphinidae. Gene Ontology annotation, cellular component: membrane; cytosol. The record is from RefSeq and is a predicted model, not a curated record. Gene Ontology annotation, molecular function: phosphatidylinositol-4,5-bisphosphate 5-phosphatase activity; inositol-1,4,5-trisphosphate 5-phosphatase activity.